CGUCGGCCGCCCGACCUCAGCCCCCCGCCGGCCCUGAGCUGCCCCACGGCCAUGGGGACGCUGGCGUCGUGGUGAGCCCCUCUGCCGAGCGCCCAUCCCCGCUGCCACCGAUCCUCUGGGCAGGGCUUGGGACAGGAUGCGCGGACGACGAUGAUGAUGGCGAGGAAGCAAGAUGCCCGCAUCCCCACCUACAACAUUAGCGUGGUGGGUUUAUCCGGGACGGAGAAGGAGAAGGGGCAGUGCGGCGUGGGCAAGUCGUGUCUCUGCAACCGCUUCGUGCGGCCCAGCGCCGACGAGUUCCACCUGGACCACACGUCCGUCCUCAGCACCAGCGACUUCGGGGGGCGGGUGGUCAACAACGACCACUUCCUCUACUGGGGGGAGGUGCUGCGGUCGCUGGAGGAUUGCGCGGAAUGCCGGGCCCACGUGGUGGAGCAGACGGAGUUCAUCGACGACCAGACCUUCCAGCCGCACCGCAGCACCGCGCUGCAGCCCUACAUCAAACGCGCCGCGGCCACCAAGCUGGCGUCGGCCGAGAAGCUGAUGUAUUUCUGCACCGACCAGCUGGGCUUGGAGCAGGACUUUGAGCAGAAGCAGAUGCCGGACGGGAAGCUGUUGGUGGACGGCUUCCUGCUCUGCAUCGACGUCAGCAGGGGGAUGAACCGCAAUUUCGACGAGCAGCUCAAGUUCGUCUCCAACCUCUACAACCAGCUGGCCAAGACCAAGAAGCCCAUCGUGGUGGUGCUGACCAAGUGCGACGAAGGCGUGGAGCGCUACAUCCGCGACGCGCACGCCUUCGCCCUCAGCAAGAAGAACCUGCAGGUGGUGGAGACGUCGGCUCGCUCCAACGUCAACGUGGACCUGGCGUUCAGCACGCUGGUGCAGCUGGUGGACAAGAGCCGCGGGAAGACCAAAAUCAUCCCCUACUUCGAGGCGCUGAAGCAGCAGAGCCAGCAGAUCGCGGCCGCCAAGGACAAAUACGAGUGGCUGGUGAGCCGCGUCGUCAAGAGCCACAACGAGACGUGGGCCGCCGUCAGCCACAAGAUGCAGCCGGCGCCGGAGUACCAGGACUACGUGUACCUGGAGGGCACGGCCAAGGCCAAGAAGCUCUUCCUGCAGCACGUGCAGCGCCUGAAGCAGGAGCACAUCGAGCGCAGGAGGCGGGCGUACCUCGCGCUGCUCCCGCAGGCCUUGGACGCGCUGGUCCCCAACCUGGACGAGAUCGACCACCUGAGCUGCGCCAAGGCGCGGCGGCUCCUGGAGGGGAAGGGGGAUUUCUCCAAGUGGUUCGUGGUGCUGGACGAGACCCCGUGGGACGCCACCGGCCACAUCGACAGCGCCGACACCGAGCGCGUCCCCUUCGACGUGCUGGAGACGCCGGAGGCCGAGCAGCUCUACGAGGCGCACCUGGAGCGGCUGAGGAAGGAGCGGAAGCGCGCCGAGAUGCGCAGGGCUUUCCAGGAGAACCUGGAGGCGUCGCCCUUCGUGACGCCCGGCAAGCCCUGGGAGGAGGCGCGCAGCUUCAUCAUGAACGAGGACUUCUACAUGUGGCUGGAGGAGCCGGUCUACAUGGACAUCUACGGCAGGCACCAGAAGCGCAUCAUCGAGAGGGCCAAGGAGGAGUUCCAGGAGCUGCUGCUGGAAUACUCGGAGCUCUUCUACGAGCUGGAGCUGGACGCCAAGCCCAGCAAGGAGAAGAUGGGCGUCAUCCAGGAGGUGCUGGGCGAGGAGCAGCGCUUCAAGGCGCUGCGGAAGCUGCAGGCGGAGCGCGACGCGCUCAUCCUGAAGCACAUCCACUUCGUCUACCACCCGACCAAGGAGACGUGCCCCAGCUGCCCGCUGUGCGUCGACUCGCGCGUCGAGCAGCUCCUGGGCGCCCGCAGCGCCCGCCCGGCCGAGCGCAACCAGAAGAACUUCCUCUCGGAUCCCAACGUCGACCGCAUCAACCUGGUGAUCCUGGGCAAGGACGGCCUGGCCCGCGAGUUGGCCAACGAGAUCCGGGCGCUGUGCACCAACGACGACAAGUACGUCAUCGAGGGCAAGAUGUACGAGCUGUCGCUGCGGCCCAUCGAGGGCAACGUGCGGCUGCCCGUCAACGCCUUCCAGACGCCCACCUUCCAGCCCCACGGCUGCCUCUGCCUCUACAACUCCAAGGAGUCGCUCUCCUACGUGGUGGAGAGCAUCGAGAAGAGCGCGGCGGGGCGGAGGGAGAACCACCCGGCCCACCUCCCGCUCACCCUGAUGCUGGUCAACAAGCGCGGCGACGCGGGCGGCGAGACGCUGCACAGCCUGGUGCAGCAGGGCCAGCAGAUCGCCGGCAAGCUGCAGUGCGUCUUCCUCGACCCCGCCGCCGCCGGCAUCGCCUACGGGCGCAGCGUCAACGAGAAGCAGAUCAGCCAGGUGCUCAAGGGGCUGCUGGACUCCAAGCGGAACCUCAGCCUCGUCUCGGCGCCCCCGGGCCUCAAGGAGCUGGCGGACGCCGAGCUGCGCGUGGCCAUGUGCUUCAUGUGCGGCGACGCGGCGGGCGCCGACGAGCUGCUGGCGCCCAUCCUGCAGUCCCCGCUGUGCCGCCCGGCGCCGUGCGGCGGCUCCGUGCUGCUGGAGCUGAGCCUGGGGCAGCAGCGGCGGCGCGUGGAGCUCCUGCUGCUCUCCUACCACGCGGCCUUCGGCGUGCGCAAGAGCCGCCUGGUGCACGGCUACGUCGUCUUCUACGCGGCCAAGCGGCGCGCCUCGCUGGCCAUGCUGCGCGCCUUCCUGUGCGAGGUGCAGGACGUCGUCCCCGUCCAGCUGGUGGCCUUCGUCGACGGCUCGGCGGACGUCGUGGAGAGCGACGUGAGCCGCGAGCAGGUGGCCGAGGGCGAGGAGAUCGCUCAGGAGAUCGACGGCAAGUUCGCCGCCGUGGCGUGCGGGCAGGCGCAGCCCAAACUGGACAGCUUCCAGGCCUUCUUCAAGGAGGCGCUGGACAAGAAGACGCUGGUGGAGGCCGUGCACAUGUACGACCACGCGGCCGAGGCGUGCGGGGCGGAGGAGGCGGCAGGAUCGCCGCGCGCCGCCUCGCCGCAGUGCAACUCCCACCCGCCCGACUCGGAGGAGGACGCGGAGCCGUCGCCCUACGGCUUCUGCCGGGACGAGGCGGCGCCGCCAAGGGAGCACUCGAAGCUCUCGGUGGAGCUGGAGGGGAACGACGGGCUGGCCUUCAUCUCGGUGGUCAGCGCCUUCGAGAGCAAGCUCAACAGCAAAGUGCCUCCGCCGGUGAAGCCGAAGCCGCCGGUGCCCUUCGAGCUGGGCAAGGGGGAUCUCCCCUACCUGGAGCAGGGCCAGAGGAAAUCGGCGUCGUGCGGCAGCUGGCCGCCCGCCGACGCCUUCGACCCUUCGGAUUACGCCGAGCCGCUGGACGCCGUGCUGAAGCCCAAGAGCGAGGAGGAGAACAUCUACUCGGUGCCCCACGACAGCACGCAGGGCAAAAUCAUCACCAUCCGCAACAUCAACAAGAGCCAGCCCAACGGCGGCGCCAACAACGGCUCCGACAGCGAGGCGGACAGCAGCUCCCUGGAGCGCGGCGGCCGCAAGCCGUCGCUCCUCGCCAAACCCGCGCUCUAUCGGACGCGCUGCGCCCGCCUCGGCCGCUUCGCCACCUACCGCAGCAGCUUCGGGGUGGGCAGCGACGACGAGCUGGGGCCCAUCAGGAAGAAGGAGGAGGAUCAGAGCUCGCAGGGCUACAAGGGGGACAACGCCGUCAUCCCCUACGAGGCGGCCGACGGCGAGGAUCCGCGCAGGAGGAACAUCCUGCGCAGCCUCCGGAGGACCACCAAGAAACCAAAGCCCAAACCUCGGCCGUCGCUCACCAAACCCAUGUGGGAGAGCAGCUACUUCGGGGUGCCGCUCAGCAGCGUCGUCAGCGCCGAGAAGCCCAUCCCCGUCUUCAUCGAGCGCUGCAUCGAGUUCAUCGAGGCCACGGGGCUCAGCACCGAGGGCAUCUACCGCGUGAGCGGCAACAAGUCUGAGAUGGAGAGCCUGCAGCGGCAGUUUGACCAGGACCACAGCCUGGACCUGGCCGAGAAGGAUUUCACCGUCAACACGGUGGCCGGGGCCAUGAAGAGCUUCUUCUCCGAGCUGCCUGAGCCCUUGGUGCCCUACAGCAUGCAGGUGGAGCUGGUGGAAGCCCACAAAAUCAACGACCGGGAGCAGAAGCUCCACGCGCUGAAGGAGGUGCUGCGCAAGUUCCCCAAGGAGAACUACGAGGUCUUCAAAUACGUCAUCGGGCACUUGAACAAGGUGAGCCACCACCACCGCGUGAACCUGAUGACGAGCGAGAACCUCUCCAUCUGCUUCUGGCCCACGCUGAUGCGCCCCGAUUUCAGCACGAUGGACGCGCUGACGGCCACCCGCACCUACCAGACAAUCAUCGAACUCUUCAUCCAGCAGUGCCCCUUCUUUUUCUACCACCGCCCCAUCCUCGACCCCCCCAGCGCCGCCCCGGCCUCCCCGUCGGCCGCCGUCCCCCCCCCAGGCGUCGUCCCCUUCGCCCCCAUCGCGGCGCAGCCUUCGCCCCCCAGGACCCCUCCGCCGUCGCCGCAGUCGCCCGUCCAAGCGCUCGUCGCGGCCCCGCUCCACGCGGAGCAGCAUUCGCUGUGAGCCGGGCC
Lagopus muta (rock ptarmigan) is the source of this 4643-nucleotide messenger RNA. RefSeq names its product Rho GTPase activating protein 35 (gene ARHGAP35). The record is from RefSeq and is a predicted model, not a curated record. Gene Ontology annotation, molecular function: GTPase activity; GTP binding. Lineage: Eukaryota; Metazoa; Chordata; Aves; Galliformes; Phasianidae. Gene Ontology annotation, biological process: signal transduction.